Messenger RNA from Loa loa (African eye worm), 1840 nucleotides. Its product is annotated as pigment dispersing factor receptor c. NCBI's taxonomy places the organism in Eukaryota, Metazoa, Nematoda, Chromadorea, Rhabditida, Onchocercidae. The transcript has 13 exons. The record is from RefSeq and is a predicted model, not a curated record. The coding region runs from base 17 to 1714 and encodes 565 amino acids. Gene Ontology annotation, molecular function: G protein-coupled peptide receptor activity. Gene Ontology annotation, biological process: cell surface receptor signaling pathway; adenylate cyclase-modulating G protein-coupled receptor signaling pathway. Gene Ontology annotation, cellular component: plasma membrane.
UUACAGGAUUUGUGGAAUGAUUAUGGACAAUUUGUCGAAGGUUGCAGUAAUGCAACCGUCCACAUCAUGGGCAUAUAAUGUUGGUAAAUUAGUUCAAAUAGAUGGUCUUGAGUAUAAUCGAGCUAAAACAAUGGAUGAAUGUAUAGAAGCGCUUGAACGAAGCUCUUUACCAACAUUUCCAGAUAAUAAUAAUGGAUCAUUAUGGUGUAAUGCGACCUUCGAUACAGUACUCUGUUGGCCAGCAACACCAGCUAAUAGUAGUAUUACUGUACGUUGUCCACCACUUAAAGGACUUGAUCCUGGAAAGAAUAUUACCAAAUAUUGUCAUAGUUCGGGUCGUUGGAUGGGUCGAGCAGAGGGUGACUUCUCACGUCCUCAUGGCUGGACAAAUUUUACGAUGUGUUUUACCCGAGAAGUUAUUGAAAUGAUGACUAAGCUCACCAACGGAUCUCUUGUUAUAGCUCAAGAAGUAGCAAGAAAUGCCCGUAAAUUAGAAUUUGUUGGUCUUGGCUUAUCGCUCAUUUCUUUGCUCAUAUCAAUCGCUAUUUUUUCUUACUUCAGGAGGCUGCGGGUAUUUAGGAAUUUAUUACACUUACAAUUAAUGAUUGCCAUAUUGAUGGUUGUUAUUAUUCGCCUUAUCCUCUACAUUGAUCUUAUUUUUACCGAUCGUCUUGGACCACAUAAUUUGGAUAGUAAUGAUGGAAAAACUAUCAAUACUAUGGUAUUUCUGUGCGAAGCAAUGUUUUUCAUGCUUGAAUACUUCAAAACUGUCGCAUUUUGUUGGAUGUUUCUUGAAGGAUUCUAUUUGCAUAAUAAACUUGUUUUCACAGUAUUUGCAGAUGAAUUACGUCUUAGGCAUUAUCUUAUAGCUGGAUACGGUUUUCCAUUGGCGCAAACAUUUUUAUGGUUAACAGUAAUACUGAUGAAGAAACAAGGAAAAGUGGAUCGAUGCCUGGGAUCAUAUUACCUCGAACCGGAAUUUUGGCUCUUAGAUGGACCAAGAAUGUUUGAAUUAGUUGUAAAUUUAUUUUUCAUAUGUAAUGUCAUUCGUGUCCUAUGGACAAAAGUAAGCCAAUCACAUAAUACAAGUGAAUUGGAUAGGAUGAAGAAAAGUGUCAAAGCAGCAUUGAUGCUAAUUCCACUAUUAGGUAUUCCAAAUAUUAUGCAAACUAUACCUUUUUCACCAACUAAGAAUAAUAUUGUGUAUUUUGCAAUUUGGACAUAUUGCGCAUCAUUCACUUACAUGUAUCAGGGCUUCAUGAUUUCAAUCAUCUAUUGCUUUACUAAUAAAGAAGUCCAAAAUGUCUUGAAGACUCAUUACGGUAGGCUUAAGCUACAAUACACAAGUACUGUAAAUUUACGGCAUGGUAGUCGAACAAAUGUACUUCGAAAUGGCAGUUCCAUAGGUAUAACUUUAAACAAAUCUGAAAAUGACACAUUAUUGAGGAUACAAAAAUGUUCGAUCAAAGAUCAUCAUGAUCCAACAACAUCAGCUCUGAUCUCUAUGGCUCAGUCUGAAAUAAAUUCAAAUUUGGACACGAACGAUAGUAGUAAUAGUAAUAGUAGUAGAGAAGGAUCGCCAAUUACGAAACAACUAAAGAAAAGGAAACACAGAAAACAAGAAUCAUUAAAGUUGCAAUUCUCUGAAAGUAUUAUAACUGCAAAUGUCCCAUUUGGAAAGGAUGAUUCACAAGUGACUAGAAUGGAUGAUUAGUGAUGAUAAUCAAUAAAAUGAGAAUCAAUCUCUAGAAAUGGAUCUAUCAAAUGAACUGAUAAGAAUUCUACCUAUCAGCAAUUUAUCAAAUCCGGAAGAAGCAUUUAACUAUUAUUUCUAUCUGUC